AUGUCUGAGUCGCACCUGGAUGAGUACGAGCACUACAACUAUGACCAGGAUAAGUACGCCAAUACCGGACACGGAGGCAAACAGAGGUCCAAGAAGGAGAUCUCGGAUCACACCAAUCAGACCGACCCCAACGGUCACACCAGGAAAAUAGUGAACAAAUUGCAAAACUCAGAGCACAAGAAGGCCAGCCAGAAGCUCGAGAAGAGGCCCAGUCUUAGCUGA
This is a messenger RNA of Oppiella nova, 222 nucleotides long. Lineage: Eukaryota; Metazoa; Arthropoda; Arachnida; Sarcoptiformes; Oppiidae. The record is from the annotation of a GenBank genome assembly.